Anolis carolinensis (green anole) is the source of this 3426-nucleotide messenger RNA. RefSeq names its product kelch like family member 13 (gene klhl13). The transcript is spliced from 7 exons. Bases 426 to 2393 code for a protein of 655 amino acids. Gene Ontology annotation, biological process: regulation of cytokinesis; protein ubiquitination. Gene Ontology annotation, molecular function: cullin family protein binding; ubiquitin-protein transferase activity. NCBI's taxonomy places the organism in Eukaryota, Metazoa, Chordata, Lepidosauria, Squamata, Anolidae. The record is from RefSeq and is a predicted model, not a curated record. Gene Ontology annotation, cellular component: Cul3-RING ubiquitin ligase complex.
UCUCUCUCUCUCUCUCUCUCUCUCUCUCUCUUUCUCCUUCUCCCCCUCUUUCCUAUCCUUUCUCUCUCUCUCAUCCCCCCUCCUCACUUUUUUUUCAAUAUAUGCUGCAGUCAACACUUCCCUAAUGAGGCGGCAGCCUUUGUCGAGAGCAGUGCUAGGAAUAUCGCCUUUGGAUCACUUUAGGGGGGUGGCAGGGUUUAAAUAAAAGGAGGGAUGCCUUCCCGCAGCCCCUUCUCCUGGAUGGGGAGCCUCGGUUUAAGGUCACGGGCAACGCUGGCUUGGCUCCUUCCCAAUAGCCGCUGUGGCCGCCUCCGCUGCCGUCGUGCCACUUCCGUGCCACUCGCGUGUGUCUGGAAUGGAAGCCCGAGUUGGUAGUCUGUUAUGGAAACGCUGUUUGCUGUUAUUGUAGUAUCGCGGUGACCAACAUGCCAUUGAAAUGGAAAACGAGUUCUCCUGCGAUCUGGAAAUUCCCCGUUCCUGUGCUUAAAACCUCCAGGUCGUCGCCGCUUUCACCAGCGUACAUAUCCCUGGUCGAGGAGGAGGACCCUCACAUGAAAGUCUCCCUGGGGAGCAGCGAUAUGGGGGUGUCUGCCCACCUGCAAUCCUCCAAGACAGGCACCACCCGGUUUUUCACCAGCAAUACCCACAGUUCCGUCGUACUCCAGGGUUUUGACCAGCUGCGCAUAGAAGGCUUGCUGUGUGACGUGACACUUGUGCCAGGCGACGGGGAUGAAGUGUUUCCAGUUCACAGGGCAAUGAUGGCUUCCGCUAGCGAUUACUUCAAGGCCAUGUUCACAGGUGGGAUGAAAGAACAAGACUUAAUGUGCAUCAAACUCCACGGCGUGAACAAAAUAGGUUUGAAGAAGAUCAUAGAUUUUAUUUAUACCGCCAAGCUUUCUCUCAACAUGGACAACCUUCAGGAUACUCUCGAAGCUGCCAGCUUUUUGCAGAUUUUGCCCGUGUUGGACUUCUGCAAAGUGUUUCUUAUAUCUGGGGUCUCGCUGGAGAACUGUGUGGAAGUGGGCCGGAUUGCCAACACGUACAACCUGACGGAGGUGGACAAAUAUGUGAACAAUUUCAUCCUCAAGAACUUCCCGGCGCUGCUGAGCACCGGCGAGUUUGUGAAGCUCCCCUUCGAGCGCCUGGCCUUCGUCCUCUCGAGCAAUAGCCUUAAACACUGUACGGAGCUGGAGCUCUUCAAGGCUGCCUGCCGCUGGCUGCGCUACGAGGAGGCGCGCAUGGAGUGUGCCGCCAAGCUUAUGAAGAACAUCCGCUUCCCACUCAUGACACCACAGGACCUCAUCAACUACGUCCAGACAGUGGACUUCAUGCGGACCGACAACACCUGCGUCAAUCUGCUCCUGGAGGCCAGCAACUACCAGAUGAUGCCCUACAUGCAGCCGGUUAUGCAGUCGGAACGGACGGCCAUCCGCUCGGACAGCACCCAUCUGGUGACCCUUGGGGGGGUGCUCCGGCAGCAACUGGUGGUCAGCAAGGAGUUGCGCAUGUAUGACGAAAAGGCACACGAGUGGCGCUCCCUGGCCCCCAUGGAUGCCCCCCGCUAUCAGCACGGCAUUGCUGUCAUUGGGAACUUCCUCUACGUAGUGGGUGGGCAGAGCAACUACGACACGAAAGGAAAAACGGCUGUCGACACCGUCUUCCGCUUUGACCCGCGAUAUAACAAAUGGAUGCAAGUGGCCUCCUUGAAUGAAAAGCGGACCUUCUUCCACCUAAGUGCCCUCAAAGGACAUCUAUAUGCCGUCGGCGGGCGGAACGCGGCAGGGGAAUUAGCCACAGUGGAAUGCUACAACCCGCGUAUGAACGAGUGGAGCUACGUGGCAAAAAUGAAUGAGCCCCAUUAUGGCCACGCCGGGACCGUCUAUGGGGGCCUGAUGUACAUUUCAGGGGGCAUCACUCACGACACUUUCCAGAAGGAACUCAUGUGCUUUGACCCCGAUACGGACAAAUGGACCCAGAAGGCCCCCAUGACCACGGUCCGGGGUCUGCACUGUAUGUGUACUGUGGGUGACAAGCUGUAUGUCAUUGGUGGGAACCACUUCCGGGGCACCAGCGAUUACGACGACGUCUUGAGCUGCGAAUAUUACUCGCCCACCCUGGACCAGUGGACGCCCAUUGCGGCUAUGUUGCGGGGCCAGAGCGACGUCGGGGUGGCUGUCUUCGAGAACAAGAUCUACGUGGUGGGGGGGUAUUCAUGGAACAACCGGUGCAUGGUGGAGAUAGUCCAGAAGUACGACCCAGAGAAGGACGAGUGGCACAAGGUCUUUGACCUCCCGGAGUCCCUCGGGGGCAUCCGCGCCUGUACGCUGACAGUGUUCCCCCCCGAGGACAAUACGGGGUCACCCUCUAGAGAAUCGCCCCUUUCGGCUCCUUGAUAGAAAGAGAGGCUUCUAUGCCGGACUCGCUGCUCCGCCGUUCCAAUACUGUCACGCUGCCUCUUAUUUGUCUUCAGUAGUUCUCUACCAGGUGUCGCUUGAAGCUGGUGGCACACUGGUGGGGAGUGAAAGACAGAUGGAUGCUAUUUGUCCUCAUUGGUCUGGAGGAAGAGGAAUGUGCCGAACGACAAAAAAGAUAUGUUCCUUUGGAGCCAAAAAUGAGGAAAACAAGGUGUCUUAAGAGGUCCUCUCUAUCCGUCUUCGCAUUAGGUAACAUUGGUGUUGUGUGCAAAGCGGGAAUCCCAGCAAGUCCAAGAAGAGGGUCUGUUGUGCUUGUGCGGACACAACUGAUGGGUGAUUUGUGUGUGUGUUUGGGGGGGAGGGGGCUUGUUUGCAAUGCCUUGGAGCCAAAGGGCUGUCUUGUCCCGGCCUCAAGCCGGUGCAAAUAUUGUCGGCGACUCUCUGGCCUCAGCUACCUCCCCUUCUUGCCGUUUCCCGACUUUGGGGGGAUCGGGUCUUUUCAGCAAAGAGGAGAAACCCAGCCGUAUGGAAGCUGUUCAUCCGUAUACAGCCCUGAAUCUAUACACCAGGGUUGUUGGGUUGGGUUUUUUUAAGUAAUCUAUUAAGAUCUCUUUUUGCCCCUAUUAAAAAAAACUAGAAAUGUCUGAGGUUAUCAGUUGUCGUUCUCCCCCUUUUCUUCUGCUGAAAUUAUGAUGGGAGCCGCAUGGGGAUCCCGUCCAAUCGCACUGGAUUUUAGAUAGACAAGGGCUAGAAACUCUCACUUCGGAAGCCAAUAAAAAAGUUUGACCGAACGGUCCCCUUUCCAGACGAAAUUUAAUCUGCCCUUUCCCAAAUAUCCUUGUUUUGUUUUGUUUUGGCUGAUAAGAGCUCUUACCUCUCUCACACACCUCUGUAUAAAAUCUCAGUUAAUACGGUUACUUAGCACAAAACGCAGCUUGGAACAGAGAGCUGCUUUUGCUCAGAGAAUUCAGAUUACCGUGUUUCUUUUGUUCAAUAAAAUCUUUAACUGCAA